Messenger RNA from Vitis vinifera (wine grape), 3564 nucleotides. RefSeq names its product putative U-box domain-containing protein 42. Gene Ontology annotation, molecular function: protein binding; ubiquitin-protein transferase activity. The transcript is spliced from 4 exons. NCBI's taxonomy places the organism in Eukaryota, Viridiplantae, Streptophyta, Magnoliopsida, Vitales, Vitaceae. Gene Ontology annotation, biological process: protein ubiquitination. The coding region runs from base 252 to 3356 and encodes 1034 amino acids. The record is from RefSeq and is a predicted model, not a curated record.
CUCAGACUGAAAGCCUCACAAAUGUCAAUUACAAAGUAACUAAACAGAAAUACAUGAGAAACAGAGAGAGGAAGAGAAUAAGGUCAGAAGCUUUCCAGUAAUUAAAGCCUUCCAUCAGUUUCAAUGGGAUUAGAAAUUAUAUGAGGGAAAGCAUGAGUGAGUCGUAGUCCACUGCCAAUCCUCAUCCUUUAAGAUGCGUUUGUCGGAAGGGAGGUAGCCAUUCUGGAGUUUAUGAGGCCAGCUCUGAAGCCAUGAUGGUCAUUUCAAGCAGUAGCUCCGAUUGGACCUGGACCAACGAAGACACAAGUCCAGUCUCCAGUCUUAUUCAAUCCUUGUUGGUAUCUAUUUCAGAGAUCACGGCAUCAGUAGUCUGCAUAAACGUAGAACAGGAAAGCUUUAUGGAACUUGGAAGUUAUCUAUACAGGACCUCUCCUGCCAUAAUAGAGUUGCAGACAACAAAAAAUACCCCAGAAAAUGCAAUGAGGAUUUUACAAUCUCUAUCCAAAAGCGUUGAUUUGGCCAAGAAUCUCGUGGGGCAAUUGCAAAAGGACAGCCAUCCAAUUUCAGACCCUGAACUGGGAAGCAUUAUAGAACAGCUUGAGGGAGUGAUAAAACUGAUGGGAGAAGAAUUGAGCUUGAUACCACCAUCAACAUUUGGGAACCAAGAAUAUGCAGAAAUUGCAGUCCGGUCUGUUUCAAAGGAGAUGCAAAAUGCUCGGUUUGGGGUCUGCCAAACGCAGGUAACUAGCCCAAAAGCACUGCAACCAAGGGCCUUGUCUUUGGAGGAGCUGCCUAAGGAACAAGUACCAACAGAAAGAGAUCUUUACUCCAUUGAUUUUUCCACAGACAAUCCUCAGCUACCAGACAUACCACAUCAUAUGAACGUCAUUCCUAAAAGCAAAUGUUACAGGAGCCAGAGAAACCAUGAAAACAUGAGCAAUGGAUCCCUGAAGAAUAUGCCACAAGUGACCCAGUUCAUGGAGCCUUUCUAUGAGACUUUCUUUUGCCCACUGACAAAGAAUAUCAUGGAAGACCCAGUGACCAUAGAAAGUGGAGUUACUUAUGAAAGGAAAGCAAUUACUGAAUGGUUCGAAAAGUAUAACAAUUCAGCAGAAAUUUGCUGUCCAGCCACAGGGCAAAAACUGCGUAGUAAAGGUUUGAGCACCAAUAUAGCUCUGAAGACCACAAUAGAGGAGUGGAAGGAAAGGAAUGAAGCAGCAAGAAUCAAGGUUGCAAGAGCAGCUCUGUCUUUAGCCAUUUCAGAGAGUAUGGUACUUGAAGCACUAAAUGAUUUGCAGAGCAUCUGUGGAAGGAAACCGUACAACAAGGUACAGAUUCGCAAUGUUGGAAUGUUACCAUUGCUUGUGAAGUUUCUGGAGUAUAAAGACACGAAUGUGAGACUUGCAACUCUGGAAAUACUACGAGAACUGGCAGAAGAUGAUGAGGGCAAGGAAAUGGUUGCAAAGGUAAUGGACAUUUCAACAACAAUCAAGAUGCUGUCAAGUGAUCACCAACCCAUAAGGCAUGCAGCACUGCUGUUCUUGCUGGAGCUAUCUAGAUCCCAAUCUCUCUGUGAGAAAAUCGGGUCGGUUGCGGGAGGGAUUCUAAUGCUAAUCACAAUUAAAUACAACUGGUCCUUUGAUACUUUCGCAUUAGAAAAGGCAGAUGAAAUCUUGAAAAACCUGGAGACAUCUCCUAAUAACAUCAAGCGCAUGGCAGACAAUGGAUACUUGGAACCCCUUCUACAUCAUCUCAUUGAAGGUUGUGAAGAGAUGAAGAUGGAGAUGGGAAGCUACCUUGGGGAAAUUGCUUUGGGACACGACAGCAAAACCUAUGUAGCUGAGAGGGCUUCCCCGGCUCUUGUCAAAAUGUUACAUACUGGGAACACUCUAACAAAGAAGGCAGCAUUCAAAGCUCUAGAGCAAAUCUCAUCUUACCACCCAAAUGGAAAAAUACUUGUAGAAGCUGGAAUUGUACAGAUCGUGGUAGAAGAGAUGUUGACCCCACGGAAAAUCCACAAUGAAACAAUGAACUCAAUAAAAGAAGCUGCUGCAAUACUGGGAAAUUUACUCGAAUCCGGGAUUGAGUUUGAGAACCUCCAAGUAAAUACUCAUGGUCACACCAUGGGGUCAGACUACAUUGUGUACAGCAUCAUCCACAUGCUCAAGAACUCAACCCCAGAUAAACUCAACACCAACCUGAUAAGAAUCCUGUUGUGCUUGGCCAAGUCCCCCAAAUCAAAUGCCACCAUAGUGUCAGUGGUGAGAGAAACUGAAGCAAGCUACACCCUGAUUGAACUCAUAAAUAACCCACAUGAAGAACUGGGGAUUGCAUCAAUGAAACUGCUCAUUACACUCUCACCCUACCUUGGCCACACAUUUGCAGAGAGACUAUGCAAAACAAGGGGCCAACCUCAGAGCCUACUCCAAAGCCCAGGUGGGACAAACCAAAUCACACAGAAGCAGGCAGUUUCAGCAAAUUUCUUGGCAGACCUCCCCCACCAAAACCUGAGACUCAACCUAGCUCUUCUCAGCAAUGAUAGUGUCCCAAUGAUCCUACAAUCCAUCCAUCAAAUGCAAAGAAGUGGAACAAGAACAAGCAGGUAUGCAAGUGCUUACUUAGAAGGCCUAGUGGGAAUUAUUGUCAGAUUCACAACUACCCUAUUUGAACCCCAAAUGUUGUUUCUAGCGAGAAACUACAAUUUCACUUCAGUGCUCACAGAACUGCUUACAAAAACAUCAAGUGACAAAGUUCAGAGGUUAUCAGCAAUAGGGUUAAAAAACCUCUCAUCAGAAUCAGUAAAUCUAUCUAAACCACCACAAAUAAAGAGAACCAAGUUCCUGAAAUUUUUUAAGUUGCCCAGGUCUCUAUCUGCUGGGUCAUCAAAGAGCAAGAAAAUACAAGUGUGCCCAGUUCACAGAGGGGCUUGUUCUUCACAGAACACCUUCUGUUUGGUGGACGCAAAGGCAGUUGAGAGGCUGUUGGCUUGCUUGGAGCAUGAAAAUGCCGAGGUUAUUGAAGCUGCAUUGUCCGCUCUAUGCACAUUGUUGGAUGACAAAGUUGAUGUGGACAAGAGUGUGAGCCUGCUCAGUGGAGUGGAUUGCAUACAACAUGUGUUGAAUGUGGUGAAAGAGCACAGGGAAGAGGGUUUGAGGGAAAAAUCACUUUGGGUGAUAGAGAGAUUCCUGAUGAAAGGUGGCGAUAGGUCUGCUUCAUACAUAUCACAGGACAGGUCGUUGCCUGCUACAUUGGUAAGUGCUUUUCACCAUGGGGACGGUAGUACAAAGCAGAUGGCUGCGAAAAUUUUAAGACAUUUGAAUCAGAUGCCCAAAGUCACUACCAACUUUACUAUCUAGAAAUCAGAAUAAAUUUAUGUCAUGUCAUCCCCAACUGUAAUGCUGCUGGUGUGGGGAACUGAGUGGUCUAGUUCAGGUACACCAGCAUAAGCACUGCUUCAGACCUCUCAAUUCUCAUGUUCAGCGGUGAUCCGUAAAUGGAAAAAAAGCAAGGGAAGAAAACAAUAGAUUUACUUUUUAAGUAAUUCUAAGCAUCAUUACUUCUUUC